Molecule: messenger RNA, 991 nt
Organism: Brassica oleracea var. oleracea
Lineage: Eukaryota; Viridiplantae; Streptophyta; Magnoliopsida; Brassicales; Brassicaceae
Product: lectin-like protein At1g53080
Exons: 1
Coding region: 32-907 (291 amino acids)
Molecular function (GO): carbohydrate binding
Source: RefSeq, a predicted model, not a curated record
UCUAAUUUUUCAACACAAAAAAAAAAACAGAAUGCAGAUCCAAAAUCUCUGUCUUCUUGCUCUUUUCAUAGCUAUAUUCAGCUCUCACACCACAUCCGUCGCGAGAUUCAACUUCGAACACUUUGAUGGCUCGAACCUAGUCUUCCUCGGAGACGCAGAGCUCGGCUCCACUGCCGAUGGCUCGAGCCUCUCCGGAGCUCUCUCAAUGACACGUGACACCUCCCGUUUCUCUCACGGCCAAGGUAAAUACGCUAGUGAAAUCCCUUUCAAGCCCUCUAAUACUUCUUCUUCUACUUACUCUUUCAAAACCUCCUUCACUUUCUCUAUUUCUCCUCGCCGGAAAACAAACCCUGCUCCCGGCCACGGCCUCGCCUUCAUCGUGGUCCCUACCAUUGACAACGACGGCGCCGCCGGAAAAGGCUUCAUUGGUCUUUUAAACCGAACCAACAACGGAAACCCUAAUAACCACAUUUUUGCUGUUGAGUUUGACGUUUUCCAAGACAAAGAUCUUGGAGACAUUAACGAUAACCAUGUUGGUAUCGACAUUAACUCGGUUAAAUCAACCGUUUCUGAGAAAGCCGGUUAUUGGGUCCAGACCAGAACCGCGGAAGGAAAGAAAGUGUGGGAGUUUAAAGAACUGAAACUGAGCAGUGGUGAUAAAUACAAAUCUUGGAUUGAGUAUGAUAACGUGACUAAACUUGUCACCGUUACCAUCGCGCCAGCGUAUCUUAGUAAACCGAAGAAGCCGUUGAUCGAAACCCAGAUCGACCUCUCCAAGGUUUUCCUUGGUAAUAUGUUCACCGGUUUUUCCGGUUCAAUGGGCCGUGAAGUCGAGCGUCACGAUAUAUGGACAUGGAGGUUCGAGAACAACGCCCCCAAAGAAACUAAACCGGUCCUGUCCGGUUAGGACUCGUCUCGUUUUGCUUUUGUUUCUUGUGUUACCGGUUUUAUCUUUCGAGUUGUAACCUUUUAAUCGAAUUAAUGAAUAAAA